AUGGCGCCCGGUGCAGCGCUGGCCUCUCCGGGCAUCACCUGGCUGCAUUUUCCCAUCGGCUGCCUGUCCACGAGUCCCAGCAAACGAAGGCUACUCUCCCCCACCAACCUUGGCGAUUGCACCUUCCAGCAGAUCGUCAAAGCGGUGCAGAAUCACUUCGCACCCAAACCCACCGAGCUGACUUGCCGGGUAACCUUCUACACCCGCAAUCAGCUGGCCGGAGAGACCGCUGCGGAGUUCCUCGCAGAGCUGCGCCAGCUUGCUGCCGACUGCAAUUUCGGAGCACACCUGGAGGAUGCCCUCCGUGACCACUUCGUCGUGGAUAAUAUUUGCUAUGACCUGUGCCAGAAGAUGGACAGAGGGAAUGCAACUCUGUUGAUUCUCCUGGACUUCUCAGUAGAUUUCAGUACCAUCAAUCAUGAGUUCGAUGACCUCCCACGUACUGUUGAGGUGGAUGAAAAUAUGACUGCAGGAGUUGUGGCCAGCUUCACUGUCAAUUGCACUACACCCUCAAGCAAUGGACUCACCGUAACUUUGGAGACCAUUAGUCCCACAACCACUUUUUUCAACUCACCAAAUGCCUUAGGCAAUGGCACCUUCCAGGUAACCCUUCGCCCAGGCACUGACCUGAAUGCCAGGGAGGUGAAUCAGUAUACCUUGACAUUCAAAGCAGCAUGCCCAGGAGAAGACUCCGUUACUAGUCAGCUUUACAUUCAAGUAAAAGAAGUAGACAGAUUAGAAUGUGACAACACAUUUAUUAACACAGCUGCAAGACCAUUACUAGUUCCUGAGAAUGUUGCUCCUGAAACUGUCAUCUACACAGUCACACUGAAGAGGCGAGGCAGAGGCAGUUUGACAUUUGCCUUUGAAAAUGGUUCUGUGCCUUUCACCUUAAAUGCAAUAGGAGAAGUGCUUGCACCUGCCACAGGUUUGACUCGCACACAAGCUGGUAAGCUAUUCCAAAUGAAUAUUGUGGUCAGUGAUGGCGAUGGCAGAAGCUGCCGCAGUCUUCUGAUGGUCCAAGUGCAGCCUGUUUACCACAACACAGUCAAUUUCACGGAGUCAUCGAAAGCAGUCUCUGUGUUUGAAAACACAGGUCCCCUCCAGACUAUCACACAGGUCCAUGCCCAUGGAGAAGGGCAUGUGCUCUAUGAGAUCAUAUUUCCGAGCACAGUCUAUUUCACCAUUGGCUCGGAGACGGGUGAGAUUAAGAAUACAUACAACAUAGAUUUGGACCGCAAUCCAGAGCUGGCCCAGACCUUGCUGGUGGUGAGAGCCUAUGAUAUGCUCCAUCCCUCCGAUAGUGCCACCAUCACCGUCAACAUCACUGUUCAACCCCGGAACCUGCAGGGACCCGUGUGCCAACCUGCCAUUUAUGUGGCUGAGAUUCCAGAGGAUUCUCCCACUGGGAUGAGCCUGACAGCUCUGUCUUGUGUUGAUAAAGAGAGAAACAGAACCCUUCAGUACCAAAUGGAGACCAGCCAGAUCCCUCCUGGUAGUUUUCGUAUGGAACGUAAUGUGCUGCAGGUGAACACCACUUUGGAUUGUGACUCUGUAGCCAUGGCCAGUCUUGGAUUCCAGUACCGGGCCACCAUUCUGGUGACAGACAGUGGAAGCCCCCAACAAACCACCAGAAUACCAGUGCUAGUGACAGUAAGCAGGGUGAAUGAAUACCAGCCUGAGUGCCCACAACGGUUCUCCUUCAGUAUACCAGAGGAUGCUGCCUUUGGAGACUUUGUUGCCAAUGUCAAUGGCACUGACCGAGACUAUCCCUUCAACAAUAUUGAAUACAGCAUCCUUGGAGCACAAAAUGUUUUCUACAUUGGUCGUCGCUCAGGAAAUCUGUAUGUAUUGGGUCCACUGGACUAUGAAGAGCAGAAAUCAUAUCCACUGACCAUCAACCUGAAGGAUCUGGACAAUGAUGUAAAUCCACAAGCACAGCACAUAAAACAGUGUAACAUUACUAUUAAUGUACAGAAUGUGAAUGACCAGGCUCCUGUGUGUACCCCAGAAAUUGAGACGCGUACCAUAUAUUCCACAUUGGCCAGCACAACAAACAUCAUGACUCUGCAGUGCCACGAUGAUGAAGAAGGAAGUCAGCUGAGCUACGCCAUUGUUGGCGGCAACAUAAAUGGGCGAUUUUACAUGAACGACAAUAGACUGUUCCAUAAUACAUUCUCCUACAACCGUGAUGGCAUUUUUGACCCGCUCAAUUUUGAGCUUCUGGUGGAAGUGACGGAUAGCCGUAGCACACCUCGCCUUAGCACUACAGCAACCAUUAUUGUUCAUGUGAUCCCUUGGACAACUACAGUGCCUACUACUGCUGCCGUUACCACCAUGCAGCACCACUUUGAUGGCUCUGCUCAGGACCCUGUCACAGGCCAAUAUUACCUGUACGACAGCAGCAGUGGAGCACGGCGCUGGAUGUAA
This is a messenger RNA of Gekko japonicus, 2430 nucleotides long. RefSeq names its product cadherin related family member 4 (gene CDHR4). Gene Ontology annotation, molecular function: calcium ion binding. Gene Ontology annotation, biological process: homophilic cell-cell adhesion. The transcript is spliced from 18 exons. The coding region runs from base 1 to 2430 and encodes 809 amino acids. Lineage: Eukaryota; Metazoa; Chordata; Lepidosauria; Squamata; Gekkonidae. Gene Ontology annotation, cellular component: membrane. The record is from RefSeq and is a predicted model, not a curated record.